CUCGUCUGAACGACAUUUCUGAUGCGCUCAACUUAACACCCGCCCCUUCAGGCACCACCGCCAUCACAGUAACGAUAACGCUACCCUCGAUCUUGAAACUGGUUUUCACACCAGAGUUAUCCCGAUCUUUGCAUCUCCCCAUUGCACUCUUCGGCGCUCGCUCACGUGUCCCGCCCACAACCCUCGACGAGACCUCUUUUACCGUCCUCGAUCAGAGGCAACUCAAGUAUCACCGGACCUCGAGUUCCCCGUUCGCAUAUCCUCGCAGGAAAGCCCGACGAGCUCGGGCUUUCCCAGGUACAUAUCUAUCCACGACACACCCCCACACAACCCCGGACCAAUUUGGGAAAUCAGCAAAAAUGGGCAGCUCAUAGUCUCCAGAAAGAAGUGCCCUGGGACGCUUAUGAUUCCACUGCUCGUCAACACAGAAACCAGACCGUCCGUACCACUUCUACUACCAACAGUAGCCCGUUGCAUCUUCUCCAUUUUCCACCUCCAACAGUCUACCAGACCGAAAACGUUGCAGUCAACGACAAGCCGCCGUGCUGAUCAAUUCGAACCGCCAACCCAUCUGCUACCCCUGCACUAUUUCGUCGGUCAAACCAGCUUCCCCUGUCUCUCUUUGAGCAUCUCCUUAGCUUCUGGCCGGUUCUGGCUCUCUGAUGAUUCACUCUGACUCCUCAACGCUUGCUUCGUCGACUAAGAGCGUCCUGUAACCCAACCGCUGCAAUCGAAAACCAUGACAGCCCUGGCUACUAUGGCCGGGGGCAACAAGGCCGUCAUGAAGAGGAACACGAGAGCAUUUGUUGGUGACAACACAGAGCAGGCCCUGGUUGGGCCUCAAUCAGAAAGGUUGGCGAAGGAAGAUGAGAGGGCGGACGUGGGACCGCACAGGAAGGGCUCCAUAGGCACAUUCACAAGUCAAAGCAGCCGCUCAAGCCGCCAAACGAGCCUCGAGUGCUCACCCAUGACUGCCGCGACGUCAUUGGAUACGGAUCUGUCAGAUUUGAGCAAAGAUGAACACUUUAGCCUCCCUGACGCACUUCGCGAUAUCGAGCCUCCACAUGCCGUUCAAGCCUACAGUCACAGUGCCAAAGCUCCCUUGCGGCCAAAUCCUACUUUACCGCUCAUUCCCUCAGAGGGGCGCCCCAAGAACUUCGGUGUCGUUGUUCCUGGGGUAUAUCGAAGUAGCUUUCCACAGACCGAGGACUACCCAUUCAUCGAGGGCCUCAAGUUGAAGACCAUGGUCACAUUGGUCCAGAAGGACUUCCCCGAGGGCUAUGGUGCUUUUCUCAGCAGAAAUGGAAUCAAGCAUCAUGUCUUUGACAUGAAGGGCACCAAGAAAGAAGCCAUUCCCAUAACGACGAUGAAGGCCAUCCUCCGGCUGGUACUCAACCAAGCCAAUCACCCGCUCUUGAUUCACUGUAACCACGGAAAGCAUCGCACCGGCUGCGUGGUUGGGAUCGUUCGUAAGACUCUUGGCUGGGACGUGAGCAAUAUACUUGAGGAAUACCGGAGUUAUGCCGAACCCAAAGUCCGCGAGACCGAUGUCAACUACAUCCAAGGAUUCGAAAUGGCUCAAAUUUCGAACCUCUUCUCCAAGGACAUGAACUUGCGGCGAUGGCGAUUUGGGUCGCCCAAGUUCGCCCACUCCACGGUCGUGGCCAUGAUUUUCUUGUUAUUCUGGUACCAUUUUUCCGGAAUUCCGCUGCCAACUUCGGACGCGGUGGAUCGCAAGCUGCUCACCCAGUAGCUUUUCGGCGUGGCCUUCGGAUGCCCGUCAGUUCUUUUUGGUCAUGUUAUCACACUUUUUAGCCCCCACAACCCCACAGGCACCAUACAGACUCAGCGUAGCUUGAUCAGGCGGCGAGGAGAAUUCCAUUGUCAAAGGAGAAUGAAGUGGAAGGAUUUUGGUUAAAUCGGAAUACGGGAUCCAGCGAAUAUCCUGCUUCGGAGUGGGUACAGUGGCGUGGCGUUGCAAUGGGAUCUUUCGGUACGGGAAAUCUGGUGGGCUGGCAGACGGCUUUUAUUCAGGGGCAUCACAUGGCCACGAACCCAGAUCCGGAGCUGACAGGCCUGCAAUUGCUUUUACUUGCAUGGAAAAGAUAAACUAGGAUGGAGAGCGGAGACUAUCAAGUGCUGAGUGUCUCCUGGCGUUCGUGUGGUUCCUUGGUUUACAUGAGGGCGGUUUCCUAUGUUCAUAUGUCCAAAUCAUGUUUAUGGUUUUUGCAUUUAGUUAUACGCUAUUCAAGCUCAUAGCUCCCAGAAGAGUGAGCAGGAAAUCCAGCACCCAUUUGGCGUCUGCUGCUCAAAG
Messenger RNA from Neurospora tetrasperma FGSC 2508, 2314 nucleotides. RefSeq lists its product as uncharacterized. The coding region runs from base 740 to 1753 and encodes 337 amino acids. Gene Ontology annotation, biological process: protein dephosphorylation. Gene Ontology annotation, cellular component: cytoplasm. The transcript has 3 exons. Gene Ontology annotation, molecular function: phosphatase activity; inositol diphosphate tetrakisphosphate diphosphatase activity. The record is from RefSeq and is a predicted model, not a curated record. NCBI's taxonomy places the organism in Eukaryota, Fungi, Ascomycota, Sordariomycetes, Sordariales, Sordariaceae.